Salmo salar (Atlantic salmon) is the source of this 2943-nucleotide messenger RNA. It is a transcript of the gene ttll3, whose product is annotated as tubulin tyrosine ligase-like family, member 3. Gene Ontology annotation, molecular function: protein-glycine ligase activity, initiating. NCBI's taxonomy places the organism in Eukaryota, Metazoa, Chordata, Actinopteri, Salmoniformes, Salmonidae. The record is from RefSeq and is a predicted model, not a curated record. Gene Ontology annotation, biological process: protein polyglycylation; cilium assembly; cilium movement. Gene Ontology annotation, cellular component: axoneme; microtubule cytoskeleton.
AGGCAGGAGGCAGGAGGCGGGAUUGCGCAGGUGUGCAGGUAGCAGUUGGGUCAAGGCAGUCAAAAGGAAGCAAAAUGGUGCAAGAGGCAGCUGGGGGAAUAAAAGCACCAUGGGAGGACAGAUGACCAGAGAGAAGGGGACACCAGAGUGACAGAUUUCAGCCAACCCUGAGAGCAGCAUGCAGCACAUGCCUCAGGGGAGAGUGCGUUGCAGUCCGUUUAACCUGCCAGAGAUAAACCCAGACAGGCUGAAGACUGCCAAGGCUCUGGUGGAGAAGGCUGUCCAGCUGCGGAGGGUUUUCUCUGUACAGGGCCCCUAUCCUGUGAUCCGUGCUGCCUUGCAGGCCAGAGGUUGGGUGGAGCGUCGACUGCCACGCCCCGCCCCAAAACCAGCAGGCCAUUGUCAUGGUGAAGACGAUGGUGAGGAUGGGGAUGACAGUAAUGAUGGCAACGACAGAGGGGUGAAGGGGGCGAGGGGGCACGACCCUGAUGACAUGUAUGACCUCAUGUCUCGUCUGGUGCGAAAUGAAACAACAUACUUCUACUGGACGACACGGAGGGAUGAGAUUGACUGCCGCUCGUUACGGAAGGACCAGAUGACCAAUCACUAUGCAAAGUCGGGCACUUUUACCACCAAGGUGGGUCUGUGUGUGAACUUGAGGAACCUUCAGUGGUUUGAUGCUACAAACCCAGACACAUUCUUCCCACGAUGCUACAGGCUCGGGGCAGACGAUGAGAAACAUGCCUUCAUUGAAGACUUCAGGAGGACCGCAUGUACUAGUCUACUCCAGCACAUAGUGGAACGGAGUGAUGGAGAGGGAAGAGAGCGAGUAGAGGCAGAGGAAGAAAAGGUGGAAGAGAACUUGUCACAAUCCGAGGGCCCUAGGAAACGCAGAGCAACUCGAUUGGUCAGUCCAAGAAUGAUUGACAAGGCUUUGCACGUAUGCCAGGAGUUUCUCAACAGCUUGGACCACAUUGACAUUGAUGUCACCAUGGAAACGCCACCCUCCCUCACAGAACAGCAGUGGGUCAAGUUCAUGCAUGACUACUACCUGGUCGUCCAUGAAGGUGUGGGGAUUGAGGGCAGUGGUGUGUAUGUGGAGCGUUGUCAGGCCAUGCUGAAUAGACUACAGGUGUGUCCACAGCUGGAGACGGAUGGCCUCCACAACAUCUGGAUCAUCAAACCAGGGGCCAAGUCACGGGGCAGGGGUAUAAUGUGUAUGAAUCGCCUGGAGGAGAUCUUGAGGCUGGUGGACAGUGACCCGUCCCUAAUCAAGGACAGUAAGUGGGUGGUGCAGAAGUACCUGGAGCGCCCCCUGUUGGUCUAUGCCACCAAGUUCGACCUGCGCCAGUGGUUCCUGGUCACAGACUGGAACCCCCUGACCGUGUGGUUCUACCGCGAGUGCUACCUGCGCUUCUCCACCCAACCCUACUCCACACAGACCCUGGAUAGCUCAGUCCACCUGUGCAACAACUCCAUUCAGAAGCAUUUCCAGCCGUCUCAAUGGCGCCACCCGGAGGUGCCCAAGGACAACAUGUGGUCGUGCUCCCAGUUCCGGGCCUUCCUGCGUGCCCAGGGCCAGGGGGCAUCGUGGGGGGCGCUGGUGGUGCCUGGGAUGCAGCGGGCAGUGGUCCACGCCCUCCAGACUGCCCAGGACCUGGUGGAGGGGCGCAGGGGCAGCUUUGAGCUCUACGGGGCAGACUUCAUGCUGGGUCGGGACCUGAGGCCCUGGCUACUGGAGAUCAACGCCAGCCCUACGAUGGCCCCCUCCACGGCAGUCACCGCCCGCCUCUGCCCUGCCGUGCAGCUGGAUACCCUCAAGGUGGUGCUGGACCGACGGGCGGACCCUGGUGCCUAUACAGGGGGCUUUCAGCUCAUCUACAAACAGGCUACAGUUGAAGUCCCUCAGUACAUGGGAGUUAACCUCCUGGUGGAGGGAGCCCCACUAAGACGACCCCGACUGCCCCCACAUAGAAUCCGUGUCAUCCUUGACCCCCCUCUCACCACACACAUUCACACCCGUACCAACCAGUCAGCCCCAGAAGCAGAAGACAAACCCUCCAGUCAUAGACCAUCCCCAUGCCGCCGCCCCUCGGGCAAAGAGAACCAAUCAGGGUUAAGGGGGAAUAGGUUCCACAAACGAGAUGAAGAGGGUGGAGCUCUGGGGCGCCAGCACACCUCCCCUACUCUGAGGUUGUCUCAGAGAAUGGCAACAGAGCGCCCUCUGGCACUCCACGGCGAGCACCAGAAGAGGGCUCGUUGCCUGGGGAUGAGUCUGAGCAGCAAUUGGCCUCUCCGCCUGGUACCCAGGACUCUGUCCCACUCCCUUAGCACCCCCUGUGGCAUAUUAGGGGGUGACACCCACCCCUCUCAACCUAACCCCCACCCCAGGCCUGCCCCAGGACCCCGCACCGCCCGACCCUUCCUCCCCCAGUCCUCCCUGGGACCACCACGCAAGGCUCCAACCCGGAGCCUGCCCACACUCUACGGCCCCAUCCCAGCCCUGGAGGUCUUUGGCCUGCGCCCCAGCCCACUGACAGAACCCUUAUCUGGGCCCUGCCCAACUCUGGCCUCCGACCCUGGCCUCCGCAUACACCAGUUCCUCCCCCACUUCCACAGGCAGGCUAUGGCCACCUAUAAAGGAGACUGCGCCAGCGGAGGACCCAAAUCCUCUUGACGUAAAUCCUUAUCUGAAACAUAAGGGAAAACACAAAACUGACUUUGGCUUAGCAUCUAUGGGUAACGUCAUAAUGUACUUGACACACGGGGCUUUGCAGGGAGGAAACGAUCUCUUAAACUGUCAUCAUGUGUUAAUUACUCACUUUUGGAAUUUUAUUUGUCUUGAAGAACUGUCAUCAUGUGUUACUUACUCACUUUUGGAAUUUUAUUUGUCUUGAAAGUAAAAUUAAAUAGAACAUGAAAUAAAGACUUUCCAUCUAUGAA